AUGACUAAAUCAUUACCAAAAGUUGAAUGUAUAGCAAGAGCACGUAUCCCCACCACACAAGGUCCAGACAUUUUUCUCCAUUUAUAUACAAAUGAUCAAGAUAACAAGGAACAUCUAGCCAUAGUAUUCGGUGAAGAUAUAAGAUCUCGUUCACUUUUCCGUCAAAGACCCAACGAAACACAACAAGAUCGUAUGAUUAGAGGUGCUUACGUGGGGAAAUUACAUCCUGGUAGAACCAUUGCUGAUAAAGAUGAUAGAUUAGGUUUACAAUUACAUUUCGAUACUAAUGGUGAAUUAUUACCUGAUUAUAAUUUCACUACUUGGGAUUCAGCUAAAAAUUCUACAUUGGUAAGGAUUCAUAGUGAAUGUUAUACUGGUGAAAAUGCAUGGAGUGCAAGAUGUGAUUGUGGUGAACAAUUCGAUAGAGCGGGUAAAUUGAUUUCAUUGGAUGUGGAACCAGAAACUGGUAUUAAAGGUGGGAAUGGUCAUGGUGUUAUAGUUUAUUUAAGACAAGAAGGUCGUGGGAUUGGACUAGGUGAAAAAUUGAAAGCUUAUAAUUUACAAGAUUUAGGGGCUGAUACAGUACAAGCUAAUUUAUUAUUGAAACAUCCUGUUGAUUCAAGAGAUUUUUCAUUGGGGAAAUCUAUAUUGAUUGAUUUGGGUAUUGAGAACGUUAGAUUGUUGACUAAUAAUCCUGAUAAGAUUAAUCAAAUUGAUUAUCCACCAAUUUUGAAGUGUGUAGAAAGAGUUCCAAUGGUACCAAUCCAUUGGACUGAUGCUAAUAAAGGUAUCGAUUCUAAAGAAAUUGAAGGUUAUCUAAGGACAAAAAUUGAAAGAAUGGGUCAUCUUCUAACGGAACCUUUAACUUUACACUCUAGUGAACAACAACAACAUAUAACGAAACAAGAACAACAUUCAUGCUCAACACAUAAUACCGCUAAUACUGAAACAGAUUCAACUAUAGUAACCUCCACAACAAAGAGAGAUAACGCUAAGAUAAUAAACGCUUAA
Molecule: messenger RNA, 1011 nt
Organism: Naumovozyma dairenensis CBS 421
Lineage: Eukaryota; Fungi; Ascomycota; Saccharomycetes; Saccharomycetales; Saccharomycetaceae
Gene: RIB1
Product: GTP cyclohydrolase II
Exons: 1
Coding region: 1-1011 (336 amino acids)
Biological process (GO): riboflavin biosynthetic process
Molecular function (GO): GTP cyclohydrolase II activity
Source: RefSeq, a predicted model, not a curated record